ACCGGACUGUAAUAAAUAUCUACUAUAAAUACUAUGGUAUGUGUGAAUUAUCUGCUGAGCAUACUGAAAAAGAGAUGUAUCCCCAAGAGUGAGCACUUCUGAUGAUAUGAUAUAUACAUGCUCUGCCCAAGGAUAUAUUUCAUGAGAUUUUCUUGCUACAGGUGGCGCGCAUGUCCUAGAAAUGGUCAAUGCUGAUGUAAACUUGUAAAUGGUAAAUCUAAGCAUUUUAUCGAGAAAAUUCGGAACGCUUAAGUAAUACCAUUAUAUGUGAUUCAUUUCUUUAUAUUUAUAAUGAUCUGUUAGAAACACAAUACGUAAUCAUAUGUUUGCUUCGUCUAUCGAUCCGAGUGUAAUAAGAAUUUCCGCGAUAACGCCGCGGCUUCCGGUACCUAAACACAAGUGCACACGUUUGCGUUUUUGCAAUGUGUACACGUUUGUAGUCUACCCCUUCUGUAACAUUAUUAUUGAAAGUAAAUUAACAAGAUCUGUUAGAUUUUUCAGUGGAACUUGUAGUUAUUACACACAGAAAGCGUUUUAUGGUUGCUAUAUAUAUACCCUGGAAUUUGCUAAUGCUUUAUACGGGUUUGGUACCACGUUAACGCAAAUCUGCUGAAGAAUCAACCGGUACCGGCCAAUUUCCAUUUUUAUUUUAUGCUGGUUUUCUAUAUCUACCACUGCUAGCAUAUAAUACUUCGGCAAAGACAUUUGUGCGAAAUGGGCGCUUUCUUCAGUAUUUUCAAAAACCUGUUUGGUAGCCGGGAAAUGAGAAUAUUAAUCCUUGGCCUUGAUGGUGCUGGAAAGACGACGAUACUCUACAGGUUACAAGUAGGCGAGGUCGUCACGACAAUUCCAACGAUUGGAUUCAACGUAGAACAAGUUACCUACAACAAUCUAAAAUUCCAGGUGUGGGACUUGGGCGGCCAGACAAGUAUAAGACCCUACUGGAGAUGUUACUAUUCCAAUACGGACGCUAUCAUCUAUGUAGUUGAUUCCGCAGACAGGGACCGAAUGGGCAUCUCAAAGCAAGAGUUGGUCGCCAUGUUAGAGGAGGACGAACUGAAGAGCGCGAAGCUGCUAGUGCUCGCGAACAAACAGGACGUCGACGGCUGCAUGAAGGUCACGGAGGUCGCCGACGCUCUCGGGCUCAACAUGCUGAAGACGCGGACGUACCAGAUCUACAAGACAUCUGCGAUAAAGGGGGAAGGUCUCACAGAGGCGAUGGACUGGUUGGCAAAUGCUUUACAGAACAAACAGUAGCAACGUAAUCACCUUGAAUGUUCUGCGUCCAUUCUCUUCAUAACAGUUUUGAAAUGUCGGCAACAGGUAGAGCCACCAUGUAGCUGGGCGCGGUGUUGAUUAACUUUCUCGAGUGAGUGAUCUCCGAUGGUGUAUUUUAACAUGUGCUGCUGCAGUCUGCAGUGUGAUUCCAGCAGCCGGUGGCAGUCUCAAGUCACUCGUUGCAGAUGGCCUGAAUAGUUUGUUGCAGAUUUUACUAUGAUUAUUUUUGAUGAUUAUAUCAAGUGGAACAGAAAGCAUGGGAUCAACAACGAGUAAAAGAGGAGAUAGAGUGUGUCUGAGAGAAAAAUGUUCGAGAUGA
Priapulus caudatus is the source of this 1597-nucleotide messenger RNA. RefSeq names its product ADP-ribosylation factor-like protein 1. Gene Ontology annotation, cellular component: cytoplasm; Golgi apparatus. NCBI's taxonomy places the organism in Eukaryota, Metazoa, Priapulida, Priapulimorpha, Priapulimorphida, Priapulidae. The coding region runs from base 715 to 1257 and encodes 180 amino acids. The record is from RefSeq and is a predicted model, not a curated record. Gene Ontology annotation, molecular function: GTPase activity; GTP binding. Gene Ontology annotation, biological process: vesicle-mediated transport; intracellular protein transport. The transcript has 6 exons.